UCCACGCCAUUCGAGGUUUCGGUCACGUGACGAGGAAGCUGCUCUUUUCCUCGAGGGCCGUUCCAUUGCAGCAGGCGGUGUGUGUGUGCUGCUUGAAGGGGCUUACGCGUCGACGAGAACAUCUCUUAUUACGCAGGAAGCCGAGAGAGAAACAGAGACAGCGCGCGCGCGUUUGCCUCAAUCCACGCGUCAAACGGCUCGCGCGAGCCGCCCAACGGCCGUGUCACGUGACUGCAGACUUCGACCGGCCGCGUAGCGGAGCUGGUUGCGAGAGCUGAGGGCUGAGCUGUUGUUUCUUCUUCUCUUUCCUCGUGGGGCGAACCCCCCUCGCUUACCUCGCCGAGAGACGCCAUGAGCUGCUUCAGCCGCCUUCGCUGGGCUGCCCUGGGCUGGGCGCUGCUCCUGCUGGUGGUCGCCUCUUGCUUCACGUCCGCGUUGGCCGAGGCCGAAGAGGAGAAAGCUGGCUGUGAAAAACAUACCAACUGUAGUUCCUGCAUUAAUAGUCCUGACAAGUCUGAAAUAAACUGCACAUGGAUUUUUUGCAACGCUACUUCGUUCUACUGUAUAAAUGCAACGGAAAGAAGUGAUAAUUGUACAUCUACUUUAAGAAAUGGAACUUGUUCAGUUCCUCCUGAGCCUACCACAGUUGUUACACCUACCACAGCCAACACGUCUACCCCAGCUCCUACACAUAACACAACUACACCAGCCAAACCUACAUCUGCCGGACCUACUGCUGCUAAUAGUACUGCUGCUAGCAACACAACUUCUACAUCAGGCUCAGCUUCUCCCCAACCAACUUCCAAACCAUCUCCACACAAAUCCACCUUUGAUGCUGCCAGUUUCAUUGGUGGUGUUGUCCUAGUGCUGGGACUGCAAGCAGUAAUAUUCUUUCUCUACAAAUUUUGCAAGUCCAAAGAACAAAACUAUCACACCCUCUAGAAUACGUUGCUUUUAAGUGGACUUAACAAGGUCAACAUUUGUGGUUAGCUGCACCAAAAUAUCUUUAUUCCUUAUAGAAGACAGCAAUUCAAAAUAUUCUUAUUCUUCAAGACUUUUUU
This is a messenger RNA of Zootoca vivipara (common lizard), 1061 nucleotides long. It is a transcript of the gene CD164, whose product is annotated as CD164 molecule. Lineage: Eukaryota; Metazoa; Chordata; Lepidosauria; Squamata; Lacertidae. The record is from RefSeq and is a predicted model, not a curated record. Gene Ontology annotation, cellular component: cytoplasmic vesicle.